UUCAACUCCAAAACCAAACAGGAAAAAACAGCAGCUAUAUCUUUCCUCUUACAUGCCGGCCACUCUUGUUUUCCUCUUCUAUGGCUCAAAUCCCAGAUAGCAGCUGCAAAAAGGAAAACCAUCAGCCUAAAAGAACCAGCAGUUGUUUCCUGGGCUGUUUUGGAUCAUCUAUUCCUCCCCAUAAGGUCAAAGAAAAGAGCAAGAAAAGCAGCACUAGUCCUACUACAACUACAAGAACUACAGUUUCGUGGUUUUCUUGGUCCAAGAAAUCCCCUAAGAGAACUGUUCCAGUUGAUGCUGCCACCAGUGAAAAGCUCCAUCAAAGAAAAGAUGGUUUUUUAAUGGCCAAAUCUAUCAAGAAAGUGUUAGCUAAACCUCCAAAUCUUCCAGCAGACGGCGCCGUCGCUGGUCAAGCUCCGGGUGGUCCGAUUGGUGAUGUGAUUGUCCAAGGGAAAAAAUUUGCUAAGUCAAAGUACGAAAAUGCUCAAAAGAUCAUCCUCGAGAAUAGCAAAAGCUUAAAUCGUUUGGAGUCCAUUGUGGAGGAGACAACGUAUAAAAAAGGGUCAUCUAAAAAACACUCUUCAAGUCAUCGUUCACCGGAGGACAAGCAAGCGGCUAGCCAGCGGGCCGUGGCGGUGAUCUCGCACUCAACCUCUAUGCCGCCACCGUCAAUACAGAAGAAACCCGCGGUGGGCAACGGUGGCGAGCAAAGUUUUCUCGUGAAGAAAGACAAAUCUCAAGGAGAAAACGACAAGCAAGGUGGCAAAUUUGACCGGUUUGUUGGGAUGUCAAUUAUAUUGGUGACCCUAACAAUUAUGGUAGUUUGGGGUAAGUUAUGUGCAAUUUUGUUCACUUCUGCAUGGUUAUAUUGCUUCCCUCUCAUCAAAGCCCAAAAGGUUGAACCAAAAGUUACAACAAGAAAUGGUUCAAAAUCCUUUGAUCUAGAUAUAAACUCAGAAGAAUAUAAGAAGAAGGUUGUUUUAGAGGGACUUCUGGAAAGAAACCGUAGGAAUAAUGCAUAAUGGUGUUGGAUUUUUUUAGUCUGGAACAAAUUUCAGUUGAACUUUUCUUUU
This is a messenger RNA of Coffea eugenioides, 1073 nucleotides long. RefSeq lists its product as uncharacterized. The transcript has 2 exons. Bases 81 to 1022 code for a protein of 313 amino acids. The record is from RefSeq and is a predicted model, not a curated record. Lineage: Eukaryota; Viridiplantae; Streptophyta; Magnoliopsida; Gentianales; Rubiaceae.